Polistes dominula (European paper wasp) is the source of this 859-nucleotide messenger RNA. It is a transcript of the gene Ggamma1, whose product is annotated as guanine nucleotide-binding protein subunit gamma-1. Gene Ontology annotation, molecular function: G-protein beta-subunit binding. Lineage: Eukaryota; Metazoa; Arthropoda; Insecta; Hymenoptera; Vespidae. Gene Ontology annotation, biological process: G protein-coupled receptor signaling pathway. The record is from RefSeq and is a predicted model, not a curated record. Gene Ontology annotation, cellular component: heterotrimeric G-protein complex.
CAUACUUUUGUUGUAUUUUAGGGUUUGGUUUCCUCCUUUUCAAUUUCUAUUUCCUUUUUCUAGUUUCUAAGUAAAUACAGUUAAUAAGUAGUACAAGAAAAUAUACAAAUACAAAGUUUCUUUUUUGUACAUUGAAAAAACCAAGUUAUUUCAAUAUUAUUAAAAUCAGAAGCAUUUAAUUAAGUUGAUAUUAGCUGUUAUGGACAUGGUGAUAACAAAUCUCCAACAGCAACGCAUGAUCACCGAGCAAUUGCGUCGUGAAGCGGCGAUAAAGCGUAUAAUGGUCAGCAAGGCUAUAGAUGAUAUUAUGAAAUACAUUACUGAGCACGAACAAGAGGAUUGCCUCUUGGUUGGUUUCUCAUCGCAGAAGUCUAAUCCCUUUCGUGAAAAAAGCUCAUGCACCAUUCUGUAAUAUUCCAUCAUGUUUAUAAUUGAAAUGUUCUAUUGUAUGUUAAUCUUUAACUUCAUUUAAAUUAUUCCAAAUUAUUUAUUUGGCUUCCAAAUGAUAACAUCAUAUAUUUAUUACCAUGAAUGAUAAGAAAUUUAUAAACAAAACUGUAAUAUAGUGAAUUAGAUGGCUAUUGUAUAAAAUGAUAACUUUACAGUACCGCGACGUGCCUCAUAUUUUACAGUAUGCAUAUACAUUUUUAGAAACAAUGUUAUACAUUUGUCUAUUAAUGCUCAAAGUUUUUAUACAAUGUUUCACAUAUCAAUAUUUUCAUAAAAGUUAAAAGAAGAAGAAGAAAGUAUUACUGUCGUCAAUAUAUGUUUCAUAAAUGUUACAACGAAUACACAUAAAUUGAAAACAAAAUAUACAAUAUAUGAGGUUCUAAUGAUAAUAAAACAUUUAUAAAAAGCA